This is a messenger RNA of Closterium sp. Naga37s-1, 1848 nucleotides long. The record is from the annotation of a GenBank genome assembly. NCBI's taxonomy places the organism in Eukaryota, Viridiplantae, Streptophyta, Zygnematophyceae, Desmidiales, Closteriaceae.
AUGUUCGCCAAAUUCCGCCAACAGCAGCAGCAGCAGCAGCAGCAGGGAGGGGAUUCGUCGCCGUGGGAAUCAGAGGAACCGGAACCAACCGAGCUGAACCCGAGCAAGUGCGGGCAACGGUUACUUCUAAGCAAGGACAAGCUAAGCGUCACGUACACGGGCAACGGCACGCACAACAACGAUGUCGGCGCUAUCCAGGCGAAUCGCGCGGCGCCGAGCCAGCGCGCGAUUUACUACUUCGAGAUUGUCGUGAAGGACCGCGGCGCGCGCGGGUGUGUGGCCGUUGGGUUCGCGGACGCGAGCUUCAAGACGUGCCGGCAGCCAGGGUGGGAGGCGAGCAGCUACGGGUACCACGGGGACAACGGCAAGGUGUAUCACAACAGUGGGCGCGGGGAGGCGUACGGGCCUGAGUUCACCACCAACGACGUGGUGGGCGCGGGCGUCAACUACGGCACACACGAGAUCUUCUUCACAAAGAAUGGCAAGUCGUUGGGGCCAGCGUUUCGGGAUGUGAAGGACGAGCUCUUCCCCACCGUCGGCCUGCACAGCCCCAAUGAGAGGGUGGAGGUCAACUUUGGUCAGAAGCCGUUCCUCUUCGAUGUGCAGGGCAUGGUGAUGGACGAGCGGGCCAAGGUGCAGCGGGCCAUAGACCGCAUCCCCUUGUCGCCACACAUCACACACAGCAUAGUGCGCUCAUACCUGCUCUUUCACGGCUAUGCUGACACUCUUGCUGCCCUCGAUGCUGCUAACAACACGACUCCUGCCGCAACGCCUGAUGCUGCUGCUGCUGGUGCUUGCGGGGUGGCAAACGGAGCCGUAGAGUCUGCUUCCCUGCUGCGACCAUCAGCAGCUGCUGCUGCGGGUGCAAAAUCUCCAGGCAACACGCUGUCAUUGCAAGGAGCAGAAGCAGCAGCAGCAGCAGCAGCAGCAGCAGGGCUGGCAAGGGCGCCUAGAGUGGAGUUGCCUUCAUGGGACACUGUGCUAACAGGCACGCUCGCCUUCCGAGCUCAAGUCAGACAGGUGGGCAUGUGGACACAAGUGGAUUGGGGAGGUGGACCAAGGAAGUGGCCUGUUGCAGAGAAGUACUCUCUGAUACGUGCGGGGCACAUGGAUGCAGCACUCAACAAGCUCUUUGAAGUGCUGCCCCAGCUGCUGCAGAACGAUAGUGCAGGAGUCACGUUCCUUCUCCGGACCACCAAGUUUGCGGAAAUCGUUCGGUCGGGGUCGCUAGAGGCAGCGCUGGCAUAUGCGCGUUCAGAGCUCUCAGGCUUUCAAGGCCGUUCACCCGACCAAGACGCACUGCUGGAGGACUUCCUCGCUCUCUUGGCAUAUCCAGAUGCCACCAGCAGCCCCCUCGCCUACCUGCUGCACCCCUCGCAUCGAGACGCGGUAGCAGAUCAAGUCAACACCGCGAUCCUCUCUGCUGCUGCUGCUUCGUCCACCCACUCCCUCCCCACCCCUCCCUCCUCCCUCUCCCCGUCCGGCCCUCUCGAUAUGUCCGCUUCUGGUGCUCAUGCUGCCGCCGCUGCUGCUGGUGGCGCUGCUGGUGCUUCCAGUGCUGCUGGUGGUGCUGGUGAGGGUGCUGCUGAUAAGGUUGCUUUGGACUCGAGGGAUUAUGCACUUGCCAUGGCAGACAGAGCCGGUAGCAGCAGCAAUGCGAGUGGGUCGUUUGCAGGGGCAGUGGGGAGAAUACCAGGACGGGGUGGACGGGAGGGGAAUGGACGGAGGAGGAGGAAGGGGGGUGAUAAGCUGGAACGUAAGAAUGGGGUUGGGAUGUGGGAGGGGAAGGGUGGGGAAGGUAAAGAAAUGGGGUUGGAAGAGUUGGGGCAGCAGGAGGGCACGUGUUAA